GCGCCAUUGGCUGAGGGUCAACUCCACCGCCCUCCGCCGCGAGCCACAGCAUCCCGACGCAAAGCAGCGCUGUUUCAAGCAACCUCGUCACGGUCAUCAUCUUCUUACCUUUAAAUACAUCAAACCACACGUACACAAAGCUGUUCACGUGGGUGUGCGCGUUUUCUUUUUCUUGCACUGGCGGCUCGUUUCGACGAUGGCCGAGAGCGAGGCAGAUACGCCGAGCACGCCGAUUGAGUUUGAGAGCAAAUACUUCGAGUUUGAUGGAGUGCGGCUGCCGCCCUUCUGCAGGGGAAAGAUGGAGGAAAUCGCCAACUUCUCCCUUAGAAGUAGCGACAUAUGGAUUGUGACGUACCCAAAGUCAGGCACCAGUCUACUUCAGGAAGUUGUGUAUCUAGUGAGUCAGGGAGCAGACCCUGAUGAGAUUGGCCUUAUGAACAUUGAUGAACAGCUGCCUGUUUUAGAAUACCCACAACCUGGGCUGGACAUCAUACAGGAGCUGUCGUCACCUCGUUUGAUCAAAAGCCAUCUUCCCUAUCGAUUCCUCCCUACAGCCAUGCACAAUGGAGAGGCUAAGGUGAUCUACAUGGCUCGAAACCCUAAGGAUUUGGUGGUAUCCUACUACCAGUUUCACCGCUCUCUCAGGACCAUGAGCUACCGGGGAACCUUCCAGGAAUUCUGCCGGCGCUUCAUGAAUGAUAAACUGGGAUAUGGUUCCUGGUUUGAACAUGUUCAGGAAUUUUGGGAACACCGGAUGGAUUCUAAUGUCCUUUUCUUGAAAUACGAAGACAUGUACAAGGAUCUGGGGACAUUAGUGGAACAACUGGCACGUUUCCUGGGUGUCUCCUGUGACAAGGCUCAGCUGGAAGGCAUGGUGGAGAGCUGCAACCAGCUCAUUGAGCAGUGCUGCAACUCAGAGGCACUGUCCAUGUGCAGAGGUCGUGUUGGUCUGUGGAAAGAUAUCUUCACCGUGUCUAUGAAUGAAAAGUUUGAUGCAGUAUACAGACAGAAGAUGGGGAAGUCCGACUUGACCUUUGACUUCUGCCUGUGAGGAACGCCUGACCAUCUCUCCGUAUCGCCUCCCGACUCACUUAUCUAUGCUAGCUCAUUUCCUGUCGAAACCCAAGCUCCUACAUCUUCCCUCAGUCAAUCUGAAGUUCAAUAGUUCAACCUAACAGUGAGCUCUCACUAAAAGACUUUUCACAUAUGCAAUCCCAUGUCAGCAGAAAUCAGAAGUCACACUGUUGUGGAGAUUACCGAAUUUUUUAAAUCAAUAGUUAAACCAAAUCUCCCUCAGCCCCUACCUCCACUGCUGUGUGUGUUUAUAGUAUAUAUCGACUAGAUUAGGGUCAGCCACUGAACUGAAGUCUUGGUGGGUGGAUUCAUAACAGGAAUUUAACCUGUAUGCAGAUAUUUGUGAUGAAAAAUGUUGGAAAUGAACGAGGAAAGUUGUUAUAGCUGUCCUCAAACAUGCUAAGGACAACACUAACGAUGUUGAGUCGGCACUAGUUGAAGGAAAAAAAACCAUACUUUGAACCACCAACUGUUUGGCAGCAUUAUGGACACGACCUCAAGCUGUUGUCAAAGAGUUGUAUGUUUACCAUAAGUCCAGAAUAUUCAGGAGCCACAGUCAUUUAUCGCUGUGGCCAUUUGACAAACAUAAGCUCUGUUUUGUUCUCCGCUAAAAUAACGAUGAAAAAUAUCAGGUAGACGAAUAGUGCUCGCCAUCAACAUGUAGGUAAGACUGUGUGAGGGCAGUCGAUAGGCGCAGCAGCAGCGUAUUUCUGGAAAUGGGUUAGAAAAAAACAAAACGAUGAGCUACAAUGCUAAAAACGUCUUCAUCGGGUUGUCGCUAUGAGCCACAACUUUGAGAUUACACAAAAUGUUUUGACCAGUUGUUACUGUAAACAUAUUUACCACGCAGUCUGCCAGAUCUUUUAUUUGUGGUCUAUAUAAAAUACCUUUAUUUAAACAGGGAAGGCUUUGAGAGCAGGCUCUCUUUUACAAGGACCCCCUGGUUAUGACACACAUGAAAACAUUUACUUUUAAUCAUUACAUAAAAAUAAUAUAAAGAAACCUCUUGAAUUAUGUAUAAAAUCAUAACAGAUAGAAACUGAAUAAAACAAAAAUAAUAUUGCAUCAGAAAGAAGCAAGUAUGAUGCAAAUAUCCAUAAUCGAUUUAUUGCAGCAUUUUCCUACAUUGUUAUUAUUGUGAUAAAUUUAAGGGACUAAACAGUCUUGGUACCAAGUAUAGUGUGAAGUUGAAAUAUAAGCAAGAAGACACAUCCAAUAUUCCCAUGAAGUUUGCCAAUAAGAGCUCUGUAAAUAAAUGAAGUCCAGUGUUGUUCUCGUCUCACUGCCAGCAGCUGCUACCUUGCUUUCUUAUAUAAAGCAUUGUAAUGUUUUCUAAAUCUGCUCCCAGAUUUGAAACUGAGGGUGGAAUGAGGCCGAGUCAGGGGAAAGCAUAUCGAUGAUUUCAACACGAUUCAAAACAAAUAAAUCAUUUGCUUUCUGCAUCACUGGGAAUACAAGCCUUAAUUUAUAGAACAAUGUCAGCUUUUCUGUGAAAGACAUUUUUAUUCCACUAAUAUAAUUUGAAAGCAUAACUUGUCAUUAAGGCAGAAAUCUGGGUAUUUCCAGCAGGUGUCCUGGUAAAAGUAGUAAAACUCACUACAGUGUAACUAUUAACCAUCCUCCUGAUGUCAGCAAACAUUUGGUGCGAGUUCAACAAUUAUUUUUAGAUUAAUUAACGUUUAAAACUGCUGGGCGAUUAGAGGGCUCUGCUCUGCAUCAGCUACAGAUAUUUGGACAUGUCUGAUGUGAGUGUGUAUGAGAUGUGGAGAGGGACAACUGUCUUAUUAAUCCUCAAACAUGUCACCCGAGUACAUCAGGGCCCCGUCAAAUUCAUUGACUGUGUCUAGAGCCACACAGUAGUGGUUGGGUCAGGUCUGGAAACAUUGACAUAAAUGGAUAUUUAUGCCAUCAAAUUCAUCUAAAACAGCUUUUGUCACAUAAAAGAAUUGCAAUACUGGAUUUAAAGAAGUUAUGUUAUCUGCAGUUUAGCUGAAAGUAAUGGAAUGUCGCCCUCUGGCGGUCUAAAUGGGGAGCUGCACUCACUUGCAUAUGUCGUGUUUUAAAGGCAGUUUUGGGCAUCAUAAUUGAUGUUGGGUCACCUGGGGGUGACCUGAUGACAGAGCUGACACACCAGAGCUGAGCUGAAGCAUAAGGAUCAUUUGGAGUGCAUUAUUUCUUUUUAAAUUACUUUUAAGCUUUGACAAAAAUCGGUGUUGGGGACACAGAUCUGUUGGACUCAUCGUAAAUCCCUACUGCUAAUCCCACGCAUUUAAUCUUAUGCGUGGGGCCAGUUGUUGCAACAUACGCACAAAAUAUAACCAGUUUCUUUUUUUCUCUACAAAUAAGGGAACACAAAGGGAAUCAAGCCUGUACCACCACAGUGGACAGUAAAAUGUUUUUUUCUCAGAAAUGUCAGGUUUAAGAGGGGUGGGCAGAAUAUUAACCCAUAACCAGCACUAACUGUGUUCUGCUACUCAGUGUAGGGCAACAACAGCACCACUGUCUAACUGGAGUCAGACUGGAAUCAACCUGAGCAUCACUUCCACACAGUAUAGCACCUUCUACUCCUUCUCAUCCUCUGUUGCUGCAGUAGUUCAUGCAGACUAGUCCCUGCGCUCUACCUGACACAUGUGAAUGUCUUUAUUGUGUGGAUGUACACUACAACCUCAGCACAACUCUGCACAUUCGGUUUUUCAUUGUUCUUAUUUCCUACUGUAACACUGUUUACAACCAUUGGCAAGGCUUUAGCAAGUCCAACUCCACCUAUCUUUUUAUUUGGGGUUUUUAUACAUGCCUGUCUCUGUUUCAGGACAUCCUUUUAUUGUAUUUGACAUGCUUUGCUUGCUGGUUUAUUAAUAAAGUAAUGUCUUCAUGUGA
Molecule: messenger RNA, 3951 nt
Organism: Haplochromis burtoni (Burton's mouthbrooder)
Lineage: Eukaryota; Metazoa; Chordata; Actinopteri; Cichliformes; Cichlidae
Gene: sult4a1
Product: sulfotransferase family 4A, member 1
Exons: 7
Coding region: 197-1051 (284 amino acids)
Biological process (GO): sulfation
Cellular component (GO): cytoplasm
Molecular function (GO): sulfotransferase activity
Source: RefSeq, a predicted model, not a curated record